AUGGCAACCUCCCUUCGAACUUCGCCUUUUGUUGUCGACAAACCAGUGGACAAUUCUUCCUCCACGAAUGACAAAGAAAUGAUGCCAAAGAUUGAUAAGAGUGGGAGGUUUUGCAGCCCAAGAGCCGCCCGAGAGCUUGCUUUAUUGAUCAUUUAUGCUUCGUGCUUAGAAGGCUCUGACCCAAUUCGACUAUUUGAGAAGAGAAUGAAUGCAAGAAGAGAACCCGGUUAUGAAUUCGAUAAGGCAUCAUUGUUGAAGUACAAUCACAUGAGCUUUGGAGGACCGCCUGUUACAACUGAGACUGUUGAAGAAGCUGAUGAGCUUCAGCUUAACGAUGAGAAAGAGUCUGCAAUUGAAGCGGAAGUCCUUUCAGCUCCUCCAAAGUUGGUAUACAGCAAACUGCUUUUGCGUUUCACAAGGAAGCUUUUGGUAGCUGUGGUGGAUAAAUGGGACAGUCAUGUUCUUGUAAUAGAUAAAGUCUCCCCGCCAAAUUGGAAGAAUGAGCCAGCGGGAAGAAUUUUGGAGUUCUGUAUCCUCCACAUGGCAAUGUCUGAGAUCACAGUUCUUGGAACACGCCACCAGAUUGUGAUUAAUGAGGCUGUGGACCUUGCAAAACGAUUCUGUGACGGGGCAGCACCACGCAUUAUUAAUGGAUGCCUUAGGACUUUCCUGAAGGAUCUCUCAGGAGCCAGUAUGGCUCAGACUUCAGAAGCUAAUGAGAAAGUAGAAGUAUGA
Molecule: messenger RNA, 735 nt
Organism: Dovyalis caffra
Lineage: Eukaryota; Viridiplantae; Streptophyta; Magnoliopsida; Malpighiales; Salicaceae
Source: the annotation of a GenBank genome assembly